Molecule: messenger RNA, 2877 nt
Organism: Acytostelium subglobosum LB1
Lineage: Eukaryota; Evosea; Eumycetozoa; Acytosteliales; Acytosteliaceae
Exons: 2
Biological process (GO): synaptic signaling
Cellular component (GO): plasma membrane
Molecular function (GO): protein binding
Source: RefSeq, a predicted model, not a curated record
UCAAUCAAACAGAAUAAUAAGAAUUGGAAGAAUAUGGUUGCCAAGAGUAAAGAGAACUUAUUAAAAUGGUGCCAGGACACUGUUAAGCAGUAUGGCAAUAAGGUGGUACAGAUAGAUGACUUCUCAGUUAGUUGGAAGGAUGGCUCAGCAUUCGUGGCAAUCACACAUGCAGUGUUCCCAGAUGAAUUCAAUCUCGAUCAGAUGUUGGCCAAAGAACAAUACGAGCGUCUCAAGUCUGUGUUCAACUUCAUCGAGGACAAGGGCAUCGUUGGACGUCUGCUCGAGCCCGAGGACUUUGUUGGCGACGUCGUGCCCGAGAAGAUCACCGUCGAGACAUACAUCUCCUGCAUCUUCCACUUUCAAAAGAAGAAGCUGGGCGAUGAUCAGCUGGACGCACAGCUCAAGUCACUUUUGGAGAACAUCAACAAUGUCGACACGACAUCAGAGGACAGCUCUGCCGCGGGGUGGAGUCUACAGACGAUGGACAAAGAGAUCGAGGCAUUGAACAGCAAGAUGAAGAUGUGGAACGAGAGCCAGAAGGUCGUGGAGAAGCGCAGGAAUGAGAGUGCACAAUCCAAGGAGAUCCUAAACAACCUCGAGAAGAUCAUGCUCAACAUUGAGCAGGAGCUCAUUGAGAACGAAUCAUCAUCGGUAAGUCAGUCGACACACAAACAGAGGAGAUUCAGAGAGGAGAUUGAAAAGAGAGAACAGGAUAUCAAGAAUAAGAUUGAACGAGAGAAGGAACAGUUUGAUAAUCACAUCAGCGAGUUGCAAAAGAAGAUCGAGGCAUUGAAGGCCAAUACAAAGGAACAAGAGGAGUUGAAACAAAAGUUGGAAGCACAGAAGAAGGCCAAGGAUGACCUGUUGCGAAAGAGACGCGAGAUUGAGGAGGAGACUGCACAGCUGAAGCAAAGACUGCUCGAUGAGGAGAAGGCCAAGCUGGCGCUACAGGACUCAAUGAAGAAGAUCGAGGAGGAGAAGGAGCUGGCCAAGGCCAAGCACAAGGAGGAGGUCAAGAAGCUCCGAGAGGAGCUCAACAACUCGCACGCCAAGACCGAGGAGAUGGAGCGUGAGCUGAGGAACGAGCUGCUGACCAAGGGCGACCUGAUCGCCAGCGAGAAGAAGCUCAAGUUCACCGUGAGCGACAUUGGCCGCUCGAUUGACCUGGAGCUCAAGGAGAAGGCAGAGAUACAAAAGACCAAGGAGAAGCUCACCUUCUCCCUGAAGAAGGCCAUCAUGACGCUGGACGAGGAGACCCAAACCUACAAUCUGCGCGACAAGUCCAAGAAGGAGAUCGAGGCCGAGAAGAACAAGCUGCGGGCCGAGCGCGAGGCUGAGCACAUGGCCAAGAUCCAGGCCGAGAAGGAGAAGCGUAUCGCUCAGAAUGAGUACGAGGACAAGAAUCAGAUCCUUGACGUGGAGCUGGUGCGUGUGCGCGAUGCCAAGUUCCUGAACAAGGACCUGGAGAGGAAGAUUGAGGAGACCACCAACGAGAUUGAAGACGAGCGCGACCGCAUGGAGAAGCUGCUGAUCUACCAUGACGAGAAGUUCUCGAGCACCCGUGACCGCCUGGCCAAGAAGCACGAGAACGUGCUCAAAAAGAUCGAGGAGUCCAAGCAGCAGAUGGCCAAGAAGAAACAGGAGGCCACCGAGUCGAUUGUCAAGGAGCGCGACACACGCGCCUCGUUGGAAAACGAGAAGAUCCAGCUCGUGGCAAAGGAUGGCGAACUCAGCGAUCAGUGGAUGUCCGAAAAGAAGGAGCGAAAGCAGGCGAUGAAGGCCAACAGAAGUCUGGAGGACGAACUCAACAGGGCGCGCCAGUUCUUGGAUCUCGAGAACAAGGGUCGCGCCAGCAGGGAGAAGUUCAAGUCCAAGCUGGAGCAGGAUGCCAAGGGUCUGCAGAGCGCCAUCUCGGGCGAGCAGACAAAGAGGUCCCAGCUCGAGGAGAAGAAGACCGCGCUGGAGAAGGACCAGGAGGCGCUGGCCAAGAAGCUGAGCAAGGCCAAGAAGCAAACCGAGGAGCUCGAGGAGGCAAGACAGCAGCGCAAGUCCAAGUCGUCAGACAUUGACAAGAAGAUCAUUGAAGUCAACGCCACACGACUUGAAGCUGAGACCAACAUGGACAUCAAGAUCCUGCAAAAGGUCUCAGAGUACCAGGUGGAGAUGCGCGAGAAGAAGAAGCUGCUGGAGGAACAGAACAUGCAGCUCAACACCAAGGCCUACCUGGCCGCACAGAAGUUGCGCGAGCGCUCCGAGGAGCUUGCCCAACUUGACGAAAAGAAGGCCGAAGAGGAGCGACAGCUCAAGGACACGACGGCCAAGCUGGAAGAGAUCGUGCUCGAGAAGGAGGCCACAGAGAUCAAGAGGAAGAAACUGGAGGAGGACGUCAAGAAGGCCAUGUCGGCCGGCGAGCAGGAGAAGAAUGAGCACGCCGACAAGAAGCAAUCGGUCGAGGAGAUGAGGAAGGAGAUUGAGUUGUUGCAGCAACGCCAGAUCGCCGAGGAGAGCGAAGCGAUCAUGUACGAAAAGCAGGCAAAGAUACUGGCCGACGAGCUGGCGGAGCACGAGCGCCAACUCAAGGAGAGAGCCGACGCGCUGGAGAUGGAGAAGGCCGAGGCCGACCGACGCCUGAAGAAGGACCUGCGUCGUCUGGAGAAGGAGAUGGCCAUCGAGCAGAGCGAACUCAAGCAGGAGCUGUUGGACGACCACAAAGAGAAACUACAAUCAAUCGAGAGCAAGUUCAACCGACAACAACGUCUUCUCGAGGAGGAGUAUGGCGACCUCUCUGCCGAGUUGUCCUUCAUGAGGAACAAUGGCGCCAGCACAGUUGGUGCCAGCAAUACCAAUACCAAUGGCAACAGCACAACACCUACCAGU